This is a messenger RNA of Sinocyclocheilus grahami, 651 nucleotides long. Its product is annotated as selenoprotein T1a-like. Lineage: Eukaryota; Metazoa; Chordata; Actinopteri; Cypriniformes; Cyprinidae. The transcript has 3 exons. Gene Ontology annotation, biological process: cell redox homeostasis. Gene Ontology annotation, cellular component: endoplasmic reticulum membrane. Gene Ontology annotation, molecular function: thioredoxin-disulfide reductase (NADPH) activity. The record is from RefSeq and is a predicted model, not a curated record. The coding region runs from base 142 to 561 and encodes 139 amino acids.
AAUUCAACUUUGCAUCAAAGGAAUACAUUUAUAUUAAAAUAGAUUUAAAGAAUUAUGGGCUGCAUGGUGCUUGAGGCAUUGUUGGUCAUUUAGUGUUUCUGUAAAAAAAAAAAACAGAACAGUAACGGUACUACAACAAUAAUGCUAUUAAUUCUUCUAGUGUAUGUAUGUGCAUGUAAAUUAUGUAUUCAUAUAGUGUCUUUUUUUCUCCCCCCCCCCAGGCACAUUGCUUCCUUUCUGUCUAUGUUUAAGUUGUUGUUAAUCGGCGUGAUCAUUGUGGGCAAGGAUCCAUUUGCUCUAUUUGGCAUGCAGGCCCCAGGUCUCUGGGUUUGGAGUCAGGAGAAUAAGAUAUAUGCCUGUAUGAUGGUGUUCUUCUUCAGCAAUAUGAUCGAGAAUCAGUGUAUGUCUACGGGUGCUUUUGAAAUCACACUCAAUGAUGUUCCAGUUUGGUCCAAGCUGGAGUCAGGCCAUCUGCCUUCCAUGCAGCAACUACUGCAAAUUCUGGAGAAUGAGAUGAAGAUGAACGUGCACAUGGACACACUUCCACACCAUCGCUCGUAACCUUGCCUCUGAUUCACUGAAUUGAGCUGACGACCCCUCCUCGUAUGUUUAACCAUCAUUACCCUACCAUAUAUUAAAUUAAUUUCUAUU